AUGUUACCUUCUAGAAAUCUCACAAACGAUACACGAGAUGUCAGAAUGGAAUCUCAAUUAAAUUGUCAAAUUGGAGCACGACACCGCAGCUUUGAGAUCAACGACGCGAUUUUUGCUAAGGAUUGUCGAGGACAGAAACCUAUUUGGACUCCCGGUUUUAUCAACCUAUACUGUUCGCUGUGGAAACGACUAUCGACUCGACACGUAAACCAGUUGCGAUCCAGGACCGACACAACAGCGACUAAAACUUUCGUGGAUGUGUUCGAUCUACUACUCCGCGAGCAAGGACGAUGGUGCAACGCCGAGCUGCUGACACGUCUCAACGACCGUAACGCCUCUGACCACCCCACAGCCGAUUACAGGUGGACCCACGAGGAACUCGAUACGAGAUAA
This is a messenger RNA of Necator americanus (New World hookworm), 393 nucleotides long. RefSeq lists its product as uncharacterized. The record is from RefSeq and is a predicted model, not a curated record. The coding region runs from base 1 to 393 and encodes 130 amino acids. NCBI's taxonomy places the organism in Eukaryota, Metazoa, Nematoda, Chromadorea, Rhabditida, Ancylostomatidae. The transcript has a single exon.